CCCGACCUAAGUUCCACUCCAGUAAAACAACUCGGCUUCCGCGGUUAAGCGUGUCUGAUUCUGAGACCGGAGGAGGGCAGUUCAGUUGCAGAGGCAAAGUCGAUUAGCCGGCAAUCGAUUCGGUAGAGAGAGGAAUUGCGGGUUGAGGCUUUUCCACUAUUUCACGUGUUUGAGUGAUUAAUGGAUCGUGAUAUUUACAGUGUUGCAGACUUGCAGCAACACUGAGACUAGCAUAAUCAACCUUAAAGGGAAAGGAGGAGUUCACGAGCUGUAAGCUUCAAGGUGUCCCUCCCAUUUCCAUAUCGAUUCUCGAAUUUCGACCACUGCGUUAGAAAAACUGGUUGGAAAAUGUCAGUUCUCAUUGUGACGAGCUUGGGGGAUAUCGUUGUGGAUCUGCACACGGACCGGUGCCCCUUAACCACCAAAAGCUUUUUGAAGCUCUGCAAGAUUAAGUACUUCAAUGGUUGUCUGUUUCAUACAGUUCAGAAGGAUUUUACUGCACAAACUGGUGAUCCGACAGGAAAGGGCACAGGUGGUGAUUCCAUAUACAAGUUUCUUUAUGGUGAUCAAGCUCGCUUCUUUGGUGAUGAGAUCCAUCAAGAUUUAAAGCACUCUAAAACUGGGACUGUUGCUAUGGCUAGUGCUGGAGAGAAUCUUAAUGCUUCCCAGUUUUAUUUCACAUUGCGUGAUGAUCUUGACUAUCUCGAUGGUAAACACACUGUAUUUGGAGAGGUUGCUGAAGGAUUGGAAACCUUGACAAGGAUAAAUGAAGCAUAUGUGGAUGAGAAGGGACGACCAUAUAAAAAUAUCCGAAUAAAACAUACCUAUAUACUGGAUGAUCCUUUUGAUGAUCCUCCCCAACUAGCAGAGUUGAUUCCUGAGGCUUCUCCAGAAGGAAAACCACGGGAUGAGAUUGAUGAUGAGGUGCGGCUUGAAGAUGAUUGGAUUCCUUUGGAUGAACAAUUGGGCCCGGCAGAGCUUGAAGAGGUUUUGCGUUUGAAGGAAGCACAUUCUAGUGCAGUUGUUCUCGAGACUAUUGGAGAUAUACCUGAUGCUGAGAUAAAGCCUCCAGAUAAUGUAUUGUUCGUUUGCAAGCUCAAUCCAGUUACUGAAGAUGAGGAUUUGCAUACUAUCUUUUCUCGUUUUGGAAAUGUAGUAUCGGCUGAGAUAAUUCGUGAUUAUAAAACUGGAGAUAGUCUAUGCUAUGCUUUUAUUGAAUUUGAAACCAAGGAGGCAUGUGUACAAGCAUACUUUAAGAUGGAUAAUGCUUUAAUUGAUGAUCGGAGGAUACAUGUGGACUUCAGCCAAAGUGUUGCUAAAUUGUGGUCCCAGUACAGACGAAGAGAUAAUCAAGCUGGUAAAGGAAGUGGUUGCUUCAAAUGUGGUGCUCCUGAUCACAUAGCCAGGGACUGCACUGGGGGCCCUGGUACCAAAAUGUUGCCUCCUAAGUAUAUCUUAAAAGACGAGAACAUUCAACGAGGUGGGAAAGACAACUCAAGAUAUGACAUGGUAUUCGAUGGAGACGUGCCAGAAAGUCCAGAACGAGUCAAGAAACACCGUGAGCAUGAAUCAGAACAGCAUGAAAAGAAGCUGAUGGACAAGCCGAGAGACCGAAAACACAGGGACAAUGAGGAAAGAGAUUAUGCUAGAGAUGGAAAUAGAAAUAGGCACAGUGAGAGACCUAAAGGAUAUAGAGAUGAUGAGAGUAAUCGAGAAAGUACAGCAAGACACAGUGGAAGCAGAAGAGAUGAGGAAUAUCGUGGAGAUAGAUCAGAUAGAGAGAAGAUUGUAGAACGGUAUAAAGAUAAAGAGAACUACAAGAGGCAUGACAGCCGGGGAGAUAGCAGAGAUGAGCGUGAUAGUAGAAAGAGAAAUACAGAAAGGGAUGAGAGGGAUGAGCGAGAUAAUAAAAAGAGGAGUGCAGAUAGAGAUAGCCAUAGGGAUAGGAGGUAUGAGAGAGAUUAUAGAAGUGUAGAUACGGGUGGCCGUGAAGAUAGGAGGGACGAGAGAGAUUAUAAGAGAAGUGCAGAUAGGGAUGGCCAUGGAGGCAGGAAGGAAGAAAGAGACUACAGGAAGAGAAGUUCAAAUUCUGAUCGUGAUCAAGACCGUUACUCAGACCGAAGGCGUCAGGAUGACAAAAGGAGAUAAUUUCCAGCUGGUACUGUAUACAAUUUAGAUAACAAGGAGUUUAAGACUGACCGAUACUUUUUCAUGCAUGGCUUUCUGAAGGGAUUUAUAUUCCCAAUUUUCUUUUUUAUUCCAUAAUUAUUUUAUCUUAGAGGUCCUCCGAAUUUGCGCAUAUAAAUUGAUUUACUUAAGACGACCUUUCAUCAUGAAUGGAAGUUCCUUUUGUAGUAGUAAAGUGGACUUGUACCAUGAUCGUCAGCACUCAGUUACUUGGCCGGUUUCUAUUUCAAUGAUGCUACGACUUCGAAGCUUGGAUGUAAUUUUGUAAUAUAGAGUUGAAUUCGUGUU
Molecule: messenger RNA, 2475 nt
Organism: Nelumbo nucifera (sacred lotus)
Lineage: Eukaryota; Viridiplantae; Streptophyta; Magnoliopsida; Proteales; Nelumbonaceae
Gene: CYP59
Product: cyclophilin 59
Biological process (GO): protein peptidyl-prolyl isomerization
Cellular component (GO): nucleus
Molecular function (GO): RNA binding; peptidyl-prolyl cis-trans isomerase activity; zinc ion binding
Source: RefSeq, a predicted model, not a curated record